AUGGCAGGGAACCGACAGGUUGGAGUACCAGCACGGACCCUUUUUGCCUUGUUUUGUACUAGUCGCGGAUGGACUCCGCGACUAUCCCCUGCACUUACCCCUUUGAGCCAUCUUGACUCGGUAACCUCCACUGCCGUGUUGAACCUCCCAUCUCUUGCAACUGCUGCAACCACAGGGCGUAGCACUGAUUCUAGUCCAUGUCUCUCUGGCCUUCCAAACCCCCUUUCUCUUCUCGCUGAGGCAGCGCAGGAAGACUCGAACAUCGUCCCACUUCCAAACGACAGCCGGGUGCUGCCGUUCCUGGCGGCUCCUACGAACAGCGUCGAGUCUGUAGAAGCGGAACACGAGGAAGAGCAAAGGAAUGAUGAACAGUCGAUGCGGCUGGAAGAAGAAGAAGAAGAAGAAGAAGAAGAAGGUUGCUACAACCCAGAUCUAGCAGAGCUUCUCCGUAUGGAGGAAGAAGAGGAGCAUCGACUUGCUAAUGAAGCCCAUGCAAACGUGUGUUUCCCAGACAAGCUAUUGCAUGACGAGAAUACGCGCUGGCUUCGUGAGUGCGGGUGGCCGCGUUGGUUCGUACGCAGACCAUUGAAUGUGAUUGCUGCUACAUCUCAGCUUCCUUCGCAGAAGUACCAAGUCCUCUACCUAGGAUCGUGGAACAACUCCGAGUGGACUAGCUGUUCAGCUACAGAGGCAAAGCUCUUGAAGUUCGUUGAGCUUACUAGUCGCGCGUUGGACAGAUGUGAAGAGACCCUGUCGUCUACCUCGCGGGUUCUCCGCUGUUGGCUACGUAGCUGGGGUCCGCAUUAUUGCCCUAUUCCGUUCGAGCUGCCAAAGCGACAGGCUACUCGGAAAAAAUACCGCUCGUACUGCUAUCGCUUCCUUUGCUAUGUCUUCCGAGCAAGGCAGGUUUGCCUCGAACAGGGUCAAAACGCGCACGACAUCUACGGUCUGACACUUACUGCAUCCCAGGCAGGAAUGAUAGAUACUAUCUGGGCAGAGCUAGACAAUUUCUCGUUGAACGAGGCGAAGAGAGUCCCAUCGAAUACUGUGUCGCCGCUGCCUCCUCUACCUUCUUGCAUUCUCGAAACCAUCUUCCGACUGCUCGUUCUCUUCUGGACAGACACUUCAAUAGACGGCGAUCCAGGCGAUAAGGCAGUUGUUCACUUCUCUGGCGUGCUUGGAAUCCACCCGUAUAAGCUCACUCUCCGUACCGCGUACGACUACACGCCGUAUCUCUCGGCCUUGAUCUGGAUAGGGAGGCUCGUCACACUGGAGUAUGCGCUCCCAUCGCGAGCCUACAAGUCGUGGAACCCUCCGCUCCAGGCACGCUCGACAUAUCCAGAUCAGGGGUCAAGACUCCUGAGAGAGAUCCGGCCCAGUUAUCUUCAACGCGGUACCUUCGCGCCUCUUGGGUACUUCAUUGAUCGCCUCCAACAUGGCAGAGCUAUAGCAAAGCGGGAAGGUGGGAGAACCAACAUCUCCUGGUCGCCUGACGGCCAGAUGCUCGAGAUCAACGGUUCUCAAAUCACCCUAGUGCAAUUGCGCUCUACGGUGCACUCUCUUCUGGAUAGGAUCAAUCGGGAAGCCCGCGAGCUGAUGUUUGACUGGUGGCCUGAUGUCGAUUUGCAUGGGAUCAAAGAUCAACCCACAAGCUAUCGAUCAGGCUAUUCAUUUUUAGCGGAGCCUGACAACAAUCUACAAAUGAGCUUCAAGCAUCUUCACCGUCGAGCGUUCUCUCCUUGA
Boeremia exigua is the source of this 1743-nucleotide messenger RNA. RefSeq lists its product as uncharacterized. The coding region runs from base 1 to 1743 and encodes 580 amino acids. Lineage: Eukaryota; Fungi; Ascomycota; Dothideomycetes; Pleosporales; Didymellaceae. The transcript is spliced from 4 exons. The record is from RefSeq and is a predicted model, not a curated record.